UUGAAGGGCUGCAAGCAUUUUAGUUACUAUGUCUGUUCAGGAGCCAUAUGGAAAAAUCAGUUCUGUCCUGUUAAACUGGUUGCACAGUUUUGGUUUUCAUCUGUCUACAGAGAUCUGAAAAGUCCAUGUUGUUUUACUUUAUGCUUUUUCGGCAAAGAAAGCAAGUGGUCUGGGGAUCAUCUGGCCAGGAACACAAUAGUACUGAAGAUGUCCUCGUUCUGGUUUUAUCUGCCUCUCCAUCUUCUCAUAGCAGCUUGCUUGUGUCAUUCCAUAAAAGUACCCACCACCAGUUCCCAACAGAGCUUCAAGACUGAUCUCUUCAAUUUCUACCACUCCCUGAUACUUGCUGAUGGUAAGGAAACUACAGUUCACCUGCUGAAGGAUAUACCUAAAAGGUACUAUUUUGUUUUGGAGGAAGGCAGAGCCCUUGCACCUUUCACAAUAACAGUGACCCCCUGUGAUGUUCCCAUUGAAUGGAGCGUACUUGUGCACAAGGCUUCAGCAAGUUUCCUUGGAACAGCAGCACAAGGUGAUCCUGAUACACAAGAGGUCUCAAAAUCUCAGCAGGCUCCAAGCGUGGUGUCCACCAUAUUUAACUAUAAGGGAAAUUCUGUAGAGACUUACAUGGGUAUGUCUUCCCAUUCUGCCCUUUACCUGCUAGAGUUCUUAUCCACCGAGCGAGACACACACAUUACUGUAUACUUAACAACUGACACAUCUGGGCACCUCUACCCAGAGCUUCCAAUGGAUCCACGCAUAGAUGUUGUUGGCAUUGGGCAUACAACAGUGACUCUGACCUGGAAACACAGUCCCUCUGUCUUGCAACACAGAGAAAACAUCCAGUACUGUCUUCUAGUUAAUGAAAAGCACAACUAUAAGAGCUUAUGUGCUGCUGAGACAGCAAUCAGAUCCUCUGGAAUGAAACUGCCACCUGCACUAGCUUUGUCUCUCUCUCCAUACCUUCUUGAACCUCAGCAAGUGAUGAUACUGUCCAACAGUGAACUGAGCAUCAUCAACAAAGCAAGUAGUGGAGAAGUCAGGCAAAUAUGCAUGGGUACCAAGAACACUUACACAGUGCCCAGUCUCAGUCCCAGCACUCAAUAUUACUUUGAUGUUUUUGUUGUCAAUGUCCUCACAAAUGCCAGCGCUGCUUACACCGGAACAUUUGCAAGAACCCUGGAAGAACCGGAACCUAAGGUGACGGAGCUGAAAGAUGGGAAAGUGAUUCAGGUUGUCCUGGAUGGAAAAAAACAAAAAUUCUACAGUCUGCAGUACCAGGCGAGGCACAAGAAAAUACAAUUCACCUUUCAAUUGUGUCGUGGCCAAGUACGGGUACACAUAACAAGGAAUGGUAAAACAGUGGCACUGGAGAACAUCUCAGGGCUGAGGUGUUUCUCACUGAAGGGAAAGCUGCUGGACACAUAUUUGGUGCAGCUGAGGUCCACAGAGGAGUCUAACUCUUCUGUGAAAGUACAGGUGUCCCCCCAUUUCCACAAGCCCUUAUUCCCACUUCUUCCAGAGAGCUUAAAAAUCAAGUCCUUCAGUAAACUGAGGACCUGCAACUCUGUCACCAUUGCCUGGCUAGGAACACAAGAGGAGAGCAAGUACUGCGUGUACAAGAAAAAGAUUGAAGAAGAUCAGGUCUGGAUGGAACUGCAGAGUGCAGACAGGUGCUCUGGACCUGAAUCUCGGCACAAGUCGGAGAAAGUGCUGUGCAAGUAUUUCUAUGAUAUAAAUCUCCAGCGAGCCGUCACCACAGAGACCAUCAAAGGGCUGGAUGCGGGGAUGCUCUACUUGUUUGAUGUCUAUCUCUUUGGGCCAUCUGGCAUCCCAGUCAGAUAUCACAGCAAAGUUGUGAAGACCAGAAAAAAAUGUUGA
Molecule: messenger RNA, 1878 nt
Organism: Pelecanus crispus (Dalmatian pelican)
Lineage: Eukaryota; Metazoa; Chordata; Aves; Pelecaniformes; Pelecanidae
Product: protein NDNF
Molecular function (GO): protein binding; heparin binding
Source: RefSeq, a predicted model, not a curated record